Messenger RNA from Trametes versicolor FP-101664 SS1, 1623 nucleotides. Its product is annotated as squalene monooxygenase. NCBI's taxonomy places the organism in Eukaryota, Fungi, Basidiomycota, Agaricomycetes, Polyporales, Polyporaceae. The record is from RefSeq and is a predicted model, not a curated record. The transcript has 4 exons. Gene Ontology annotation, cellular component: membrane; endoplasmic reticulum. Gene Ontology annotation, biological process: ergosterol biosynthetic process. Bases 86 to 1516 code for a protein of 476 amino acids. Gene Ontology annotation, molecular function: flavin adenine dinucleotide binding; squalene monooxygenase activity.
UCGACCAGACCGAUAGCGGCAGGGCUGGAGCUUCGCCGACGACGUUCAUAAACCGCCCAGCACGAUGACGACCUCACGAGACAACAUGUGGUCCGUUUCCUACGACAUCCUCAUCGUCGGCGCCGGCAUCGCCGGGUCUGCCCUCGCUCAUGCCCUCUCUGCUGCCGCCGCCCAACGCUCGCGACCCCUGCGCAUAUGUCUCCUCGAACGGUCGCUCGCGGAGCCCGACCGGAUAGUCGGAGAGCUGCUCCAGCCGGGAGGAAUCAUGGCGUUGAAGAACCUCGGGCUGGAGUCGUGCGUGGAGGGCAUUGACGCCAUUCCGACCUACGGCUACUGUAUCCUUCUGGAUGGUAAGCCUGUCCACAUACCCUACCCCGAAGGCUAUGAGGGUCGCGCGUUCCACCACGGCCGCUUCAUCCAGGCUUUGCGCGCGAAGGCGAAGGAGGCAGCUUCCGUGGAGGUCGUGGAGGCCACUGUGUCGGAGCUCAUCGAGUGUCCGCUAUCGGGGCGCGUGCUCGGUGUGCGUGCAACGCGCAAGGAGGAGAACGCGGUGGAGAAGGAGGCGUUCUUUGGGGACCUCACCAUCAUAGCGGACGGCUGUUUCUCCAACUUCCGGAAUCAAGUCAUGGGCAAGGCGGCGCUACCCCUGGACGUGAAGGGCCACUUCGUCGGACUCGUGCUGGAGGACGCCGAGCUGCCCAUUCCGAAGCACGGCACAGUCGCGCUCAUGGAUGAUGGACUGGCGCUUCUGUACCAGAUCGGUACGCAUGACACACGGAUACUCGUCGACGUCAAGAACCCCGUCCCCUCCGACCUCAAGAACUAUAUUCUCACGAAGGUCGUCCCCACACUCCCCGCGUCAUUGCAUCUACCUGCGCAGAAGGCUAUCGAGAAGGAGCGUCUGCGCCGCAUGCCCAACUCCUUCCUGCCUCCGUCCGAACAGGGCAAGGUCACGAAGGAGGGUGUGAUCCUCCUAGGCGACUCUUGGAACAUGCGGCACCCCCUCACCGGUGGUGGUAUGAUGGUCGCGUUCAACGACGUCGCGCUUCUGCGUGACAUGCUGCUCGACGUGAAGGACCUUGCGGACUGGAAGGAGAUUUCGCAUCUAUUGCACAAGUGGCAUUGGGCGCGCAAACCUCUCGCGUCCACUGUGAACAUCCUGAGCGUUGCGCUAUAUGAUUUGUUCAGCGCGCAUGACCCAAUACUUGACGUCCUCCGCACCGGAUGUUUCAAGUACUUUGAACUUGGCGGCAAUUGCGUCCGGGACCCUGUCUCCUUGCUUGCUGGCAUCGAACAGGCACCUUUCCUGCUCUUCCGGCACUUCUUCACGGUUGCGUUCUACGCAAUCUGGGUGCUUUUCACACACCCGCGGCGAGUCGGUGAGGUUGACGGCAAGCCCGUGCUCGCACGCCCGCGACCAGACGAGUACCCCUUCUUGGCGUUCAAAAGCUUGCAGGUGUUCUGGACGGCAUGUGUCGUGUUCAUGCCCCUACUAUUCUCGGAGAUCCGUUACUGAGGUCCGUUGCGUGCUCAUCGCUAGACGGAAUAUCGGCUUAGAUAAAUGUACCGUAAUAUCGUGUAAUGUAUACCCACGUCUAUUCGCUCGCACAUUGCAGAGUAUCU